Messenger RNA from Ylistrum balloti, 4347 nucleotides. RefSeq lists its product as uncharacterized. Lineage: Eukaryota; Metazoa; Mollusca; Bivalvia; Pectinida; Pectinidae. The record is from RefSeq and is a predicted model, not a curated record. The coding region runs from base 3 to 761 and encodes 252 amino acids. The transcript is spliced from 11 exons. Gene Ontology annotation, cellular component: nucleus.
ACAUGGCCAAGUUGAAUGAAAAGGAGCUGCGAAGAGCUGUGAAAGAGAUGCUGAAGGGAGCGGACUUGAGUACUUUGUCCGCGAAAAAGAUUCGACUAAAACUUCAAGAAAAAUUCAACACAGAUUUAACUGAAAGGAAGAAAGAAAUUGAUACCAUAGUUAUGGAGUUACUUGAUGAUGACGAAGAUAGUAAUGAUGAUGAUAAAAGUAAUGGCAAAGAUAAAAAGAAAGAGGAAGAAAAAGAAGAGGAAGAGGAGAGUGAAGAAGAGGAGGAGGAAGAAGAAGAGGAAGAGGAACCACCUAGAAAGAAACCCAAAUCUCAAAGACAAAUAGAAAACGAGAGCUUGGGUGAGGUAACGGAUGGUAUGGAUGACGAAGAAAUAGCACGACAACUACAGGAGGAAGAGACUGGUCCUCGUCGUAGUAGCCGUACACCUAAACGACCACCUAAACCAAGCAAAAGAAGCAGAGAAUCUAAAGGCGAUGGUGAACGAAAAGGUAAGGGCUAUGGGAAGCCUUGUUUACUGUCUCCAGCACUGGCUGACAUCAUGGGUACUGAUCAGAUGCCCAGAUGUGAUGUUGUGAAAAAAAUUUAUGAAAUUGCCAAGGAAAGCAGUCUUCUGGACCCAAAGAACAAACAGUAUAUGAUCUGUAAUGAUGACUUAUUUCGUGUGUUUGGUAAGCGACGAGUGCGUAUGUUUGGAAUGAUGAAACAUUUGACUGACCACAUUACAGACCCUCACAAGAUUGAUAAAAGCUGAUAAAUCUUGGACAAGGUGUGCUAGAUGAUAUGGAAGAAGGUAAAAGCUGUCAGGAAAGGGAAUGAAAGGUGUGGAAACUGGACAGGAAAGGUUCUACACAUAUUUAAACUACGAAGGAAACUUACCCAAUUCUCACAGAGCUUGCCCAGAAAACCUGCACUCAUAUUUUUAUAGACAACUUGCUUUUUUCGUUUUCAUAUCUUAUAUAUGUGAUGGUAUGUGUUUGUGAAAUAUAUAUCGAGUCAUGAUAUUGUGUUCUAGUUAAAAUGUAUAUACCAGGUGUGUAUGGUUAUCUUAAUACUGUAUGUCAAUGGUAGAUCAUAGCUGUAUUUUUGAACAAUUUCUCUAUUUGUGUAUAUAUACAUGGAGUAUUUUGAUUUUAAAAGAACAUGUCAUAUGUGUUAGAGUUUGUAUGGUAUUAUGUAGCAUAAUCAUUAUAUGAUUUAUAUUUUAACAGAAAUAGCCUGAGACCUAAAAUGGGGUCACAUGCUUAACUUCUCAUUAGUGUAAAUAGGAAAAUAUUAUGGUUAACUUUCCUCAUUACUACUCUUCAGUAGUUAACUUUCACAGAGCUUAAUGAUUGGAGAUGUCACUCUCUGAUCUCUUUGCAGAGAUAAAAUUUUAUCCUGUAUAAAUGUUUUUGUUACAAUGUAACAGAUAAAAUUUCUGAAUCAUUGUGUGUUUAUGUUCUGAUAAAUUGUGUUGAUAUUUGCUGAGGUUUUAAUUCAGAUAACUGCAGACAUUGCUUAAUCAAAUAUUUUAUGACCAUCGCUUACUUCUCUGUGUGAUGAAAUGUUGGCUAUUUGGGUUGUCAUACUUAACAUGAUUCCUUAUAUCUUUUAACUGAUAGUAAAUAUAGCCCUCUUGUACUGGAAAGCAAGCUUCCCGAUCAGUGGAAAUAAAAGUUCCUACUAAACAGAACAAGUUAUCUAUACUAGUGGAAAAAUGAAAUGCAAGUUUAUUUUUCAUAAUUAUUUUACAUGAUUCAUUGAUGAUUAGUUCAUCGUUUGGGUUUUUUGAUUUUCUAAUUUUAUUACUGAAUACAUUUUGAUGAUUUUUGUUGUCCUAUCACAGAUGGCAUUUGCAUGAAUAGCGUUAAAACAAGGAUACCCUAUGCUCUUCUGUGAUCUAAAUUUGUGGCAUGUGUGCCCACCCCAGGCUUCAGUCACUGCUCUUACUCUCCUUAAUAUUGACCCCAUUAAGGUGUUUAUUGUCCUUUGAUGGAUAUUAUUCCACUCCUGAAUAAGGGCCUGUGUGAGUUGAGUAAUGGUAUAUGGGGAGUUGACACUCUUCCUAACCCUUCUGUCCAGCUCAUCCCACAAAUGCUUGAUUGGGGACAAAUCUGGACGGUAUGGUGGCCAAUCAAGAACUGGGAUGUUGUUUUGAGCCAGAAAGUCAUGACAAACCUUAGCAACAUGGGACCUCUUGUUGCCCUGCUGUAAUGUAAGGUAACAUUGAUUGAUAAGAGGUCGACAAUGAGUGCCCGCAUUUGAUAUCGGUUGUCUGUUGUACACAAUGUUGCUGGGCUACAUGAUGUUUUGAAUGCCCCUUCAUUAUCAGACAAAAUGGUACUACCCCUAUCAAGUUCAUUCAUUCUCAGCAUUUCCCUCUACAAUCACUUCAAACAGAAAUGUGUAGCUGAUCUUUACUGUUCCAAUGUUCAAUUUGUAAUGAUUUACCAGCACAUAUGGUGCAUGAGUACCCAGCUUUCUUGAAAAAUCUGCUGAAAGCAUACAGGGUCAAGCAGGGUCACAGUUGAAUCUUACCUGAGGAACAUUUUCACAGUGGACAGAGGUAUCUCAGUGUCAAAUUUAAUUAAAUUUCGUCCACAUGUCUAAAAGUUAUAUUACAAAAACUGCACUUGCGUUUCUUUUUCCGUUGUAUAGAUGUAUAUGACAUAGCCAAUUUCAUUUUCUUUCUAUUUCCAUGUGUAGGCCUCAUCAUUUCUAUUUGCUGAGAGUGUUUACCAAAAAAGAGAUAUUGAAAACCUUAAUUAGUCCACCAUAAUCAGAUGGCUGGCAAGUCAAAUUGCCCCAUGUUUGUCAUCCAUCGUCCAUUUGUAAACAAUUUUUGUUUUGCUAAUCCUUGAGAAAGACUGGUGGAUCUUUCUCACAUUUCAUAUUUAGGCUCCUCUUGUUCUCUCUGUACCCAUUUGAUUUUAUGACUGUUCAAAAUAACAAAAUGGGUGACAGGAGGCCAUUUUGUAGGUUCCCCUUGUGUACUUGGUUGUUCCCAUUUAUUUUGAAACUGAUCAGAAAAACAAAAUCGCUGCUAAGCGACCAUCUUGGAUUUGACACUAAAAGAUUAUUAUUAGUAGUUCUGUAAAGAAAUGUUCAAAUUUUAUAUCAUUCAGAGCAAAAACGGAGGAGAGAAGGGGAAGAAUGGAAAAGACGAACUUUUAAAGAACAAAUAAAGAUCAAACAAUAUUGGCUGCCAAGAUCCCACUGGGAUCUCAUGUUUUCAUAUAUACCAAUCCCUUCCUAUGUCUUAUCAUGGUUAAACUAGCUUCUUUUAACUAGAAGACAUUUCUUUUAAACUCAAAUGGUUUUGAACUUGGCUACACACUAUUGUCAGGUUUAGUCAUAUCAAUGGGUUUAUCAAUUUUUUUUAUCAAAUUAGUCUUUGGUAGAUCAAUGCAUUUUUCAAAACGAGAUUAGACAUCACUUACUAGGAGAGAUUUGUCAUUUUCUCUCCUUGAAACUGUUUUAAAUCUUUGCUAUGGAAUAUCUUAUCAUACAUUUUUGGGGGGAUUACAUACCUAGUUCUGUAUACAGUCACAAAAUCACAGAUGUAAAGUGGCUCUUAGAUCUGUGUGAAUGAGUAAAAAAUAGUUUUCAUUUUAAAAUGAUUUCCUUUUAACUUUUUAAUAUUAAAAGGAAAUUAAAUGGCAAAUGAUAAAGGAAAAAAAGACUCUAGGAAAGAUACUUUUUAUUUAUACAAUUAUGAUGUUCAUUUCCAAAUAUCUUUAUUUUGACAGGUUCAGUUUAAGAGAAAAGCACUGGCUGGUUUUUAAAUGUUUACCAUGUAAGUAAUUAUCAUAUAAGAUUUUUUUGGUCCUGAUAGUAGGGGUUUCUUCUAUUAUGCCUAUGAGAAUUACUUAAUUUGUUUACUAACAUUCCUUCAUCAGAUUGAACUUGUUGGGGUUUUUUUUACAUUAGAUCGUUCUUGGAGGGUGAAAAUAUAUUUGCCACAAAAACAGGUACAUAUGAAUAUAUUCUGAUAUUUUUGUCAGAAAGGUGCUUCAAAUAUUAUGACCCAUACAGUAUUUGGCUUAUUCAUUUAUUUUUACAGAUGCCAAUUUUUUUUUAAACAGGAAAACUAAAGAAUUGUGAAAGAAAAAAGAAAUGUUCCAAAAAUUGAAAAAAAAAUAAAAAAUAAAAACAGAUAAAUGAAAAAGGGAGUACCAUAUUUAAUCCAAAGAAUAAAAAAUAUCACUGGAUUCAGUGAUUUUGCGACUCAGUGUUUUAGUCCUAGACUCCUGCUUUUCCUGUAGGGCUCAUCAGUGUUUUAGUCCUAGACUUCUGCUUUUCCUGUAGGGCUCAAUGGAAUUUUGGGACCCUUCUAUAUCCCUUAUUAUUGGAACUCA